This is a messenger RNA of Phragmites australis (common reed), 1080 nucleotides long. RefSeq lists its product as uncharacterized. The transcript is spliced from 6 exons. The record is from RefSeq and is a predicted model, not a curated record. Bases 450 to 776 code for a protein of 108 amino acids. NCBI's taxonomy places the organism in Eukaryota, Viridiplantae, Streptophyta, Magnoliopsida, Poales, Poaceae.
CGAACCAGCUCAGGUCCUCAUUCCCCACCCUCUUCGCCUGUUGUUCGUUUUCUUCGUCCGCCCGACCAACCCUAGCCGCAUUCCGCUGGAAUCCGCCGCAAUCCAGGUCGCGACGGCGACGGAGGCGUCGGCGCCAGCGGCGAGCGGCGGGGCGACGCGGCGGAGCCACCCGUUCCCGUGGCUAGACGCGGCCAUCUCUUAGCCCUUCUACUUCCUCCACCUCCUCGCCGCCUUCUCCUACUUCGCGGCCCGCAGCGCGGCUGCCUCCGCCGACGACGGCGGGGAACUCCACGGCCGCCUCCUCCGCCGGGAGAUCCAGGCGGUGCUCGUGUUCCUCGUGCUCUUCUCAGUGAAGUGUCAAGCGUUUGCUGUGCUAUUCUCGGAGAUCUGACUUUAUCCUAGGAAGCCAUUGUUCUUAUUACUGAUCGAAAUCCUAACAUUCUUUGCAAAUGAGUGCUGGUGGUGCGUUUGGUGGAAAUCGGGGGGUGAGGCCUGUACCUCCUGAAAAAGGUGUAUUCCCACUGGAUCACUUGCAUGAGUGUGACUUGGAGAAGAAAGACUAUCUUGCCUGCCUGAAAUCUACGGGAUUUCAGUCUGAAAAAUGUCGGCAGUUCUCAAAGAAGUACCUGGAAUGUCGGAUGGAGAGAAACUUGAUGGCAAAGCAGAAUAUGUCAGAGCUUGGGUUCAGAAAUAUGGACGAAGUGGACGCUCUUGACAAGAACGGCAAACUGGAGAGCCCUCCUAGCAAGCCGAAAGAUAAUAAAAUUACUGUUUGAUUUUUGGCCUAGCUUUUGUAUGUUUCUUAUGCAGUCUUCAUACCAGGGGUUCUACCGGAAAAGAAUGAGGAAAAUUAUAGUACCCAUUUUGUUACUUUGCUAUUGGCUGUUUUGACGUUCCAAAGAAGCAGAUCAUGUUAUCCAUGCUUAUAGAUGGCUAAGGCAAGAUUAAGCGCUCUCAAGAAGUUGAUUUAUACAUUUUGGAAGAUGACAUGACUUCUUUUUUUUCCAUUUUAACUUGUUGCAUGCUUGUACGUUAGGCUGUUGUAUUUGUAUGUUAUAAGAUGUCUUGGAAUUCAGCCUA